ACUCCCCUUAUAUACUCAACAAGUUCCUUACACCCAAGAAGAAAAGAAAGAGUGUAGUUGCAAACAUGAGAGCUGGAAUUUGCACUAUACAACUUCAAGCUCUUAGCGUCGAGGCCGAGGCGACCGUGAAGCAAGCCAUCGGCCUCGCACGACGUCGAGGCCACGCCCAUGUCACCCCUCUCCAUGUUGCUAGCGCCAUGCUCGUUUCCUCCUCCGGCCUCCUUCGUAGAGCUUGUCUUCAUUGCCAUUCUCAUCCUCUCCAAUGCAAAGCUCUCGAGCUUUGCUUCAAUGUCGCUCUCAAUCGUCUCCCUACGUCGACACCGAACCCACUCUUUGGCCCACAAUAUCCAAAUCCUUGCCUUUCCAAUGCUUUGGUUGCCGCUUUCAAACGAGCACAAGCACACCAACGUCGCGGCUCUAUUGAAAACCAACAACAACACCAACAACAACAACCGAUUUUAGCUUUGAAGAUCGAGUUGGAGCAACUCAUAAUCUCGAUCUUGGAUGACCCAAGUGUUAGUAGAGUCAUGAGAGAAGCUGGUUUCUCUAGUAUACAAGUAAAAAACAACGUUGAAAAAGCUCUUUCCUUGGAGGAAUACAACAAUGAAAGACACUACUUUUGUGAAAAAAAUUGGAACUUGAUACCCACAAACACUUCAACCCCUCCAAAUCUUGCCAUAAACACCUCUAAAUCAAUACCCUUUACCCAAUUUGGUAUCAAUGCCACCCCCAAUCACCAAAAAGAGAUAUCAAACGUCUUAGAACAGAUAUCAAUCAGAAUCAGCCAAGGCAGAAGAAUCAUCAACACAGUGAUCAUAGGCGAGAGUUUGGGCAUAGCUGAAGCAAUGAUAAGAGGAGCAAUGGAGAAAUUUGAGAAAGGGGAAGUCCCAAAAGAGCUAAAAGACGUAGAAUUCUUAAGCCUUCCUCUGUUUUCAUUAAGGAACCUUUCAAAGGAGGAGAUAGAACAGAAGGUUUUGGAGCUGAAAUGCAUCGUUAAAAGCUGUAUGGGCAAAAGGGUUAUCUUUUAUUUGGGAGAUCUCAAAUGGGUCGCAGAGUUUUGGUCAAAUUAUGAACAGAGAAGCCAUUACAGCCCUGUGGAGCAGCUGAUAAUGGAGCUUAAAACACUGAUAUUCCAUGGAAAUAAUGAAGGAUUUGGAAGAUUUUGGGUUAUGGGUAUUGCCACUUUUCAAAUUUAUAUGAAAUGUAAGGCUGGUCGGCCUUCUUUGGAGUCGCUUUGGUCACUUCAGCCUCUUGCUGUUCCUGUUGGCAGUUUGAGUCUAAGUCUCAGCUUUGAAAGCCAAGAAUGUAAUUUUCCAACAAUUUUCCAACCGUUCGAUGCGAGAAAAAGUGACGUAAUUACCGACGAACAGGACGAGACAUGUGAUAAUUUCGGUCACUAUAACUUUCUUGGCCUCAAACAGUCUCCAAAAGAGUAUCAAUUCUGGGAUGAGAACCCGGAACGAGACGUCGUUUCGAAGCCGGAUCUCCUCUCGAACCCCAAUUCGAGCCCGAACUCAGCUUCCACAAGUGAAGUGGUAAUGGAGGAAGAAGAUCAAGAGGAUGAUUGUUUGAAAACCAUUCCCAAUUGCUCAAACCACAAAGUUGAUGAAAUCUCAGCCACAAUCCUCCAAUGCAGGUCCAAGAACAGCAAGAACAGCUAUCAUAAUCAUCAUGAUCAUCAAGAAAGUUGCUGCCUUUUGUUCAUAGGAAAUGAAGAACAAAGCCAAUCCAAAGAACAAACAGCAAGAGAAUUAGCCAAAUUCUUCUUUGGAUCACAAACAAAACUCAUAUCCAUCAGUUUGAGCAGCUUCAAUCAUGAAAAAUCACAAGAACACAGCAAAAAAAGGACCAGAGACGAACUGGGUAGCAGUUAUUUACAGAGAUUUGCAGAGGCAGUGAAUGAAAAUCCUCAUAGACUGUUCUUCAUGGAAGAUAUUCAACAAAUUGAUCACUGUUCCUUAAUGGGUAUUAAAGAAGCCAUUCAAAAGGGAAGUGUGAAGCUUUCUGAUGGGGAAUUUUGUCCCCUAAAGGACGCGAUUAUCGUCUUCGACGCCGAAGAACGGACCAUUAAACAAGAACAAGAACAAGAACACCAACACGAACGAUUUGUUUCAUUGGAUUUGAACAUAGCCGUAGAAGAUUCAAAUGGAGACAGAAUCAGAUGGAUCAUGGAAGAAUUUGUGGAUGGGAAGAUUUUAUUUUCAUAAUUAUUAGAAAGCUUUAAUUUUGGGAUUAGUUUUUUUUUUUUUUUCUUUUGUUGGGAUGAAUGUAAAUGUGUAAAUUAUUAAUGCAAAUUCUCUUGGGAUUUUCA
Messenger RNA from Cucurbita pepo subsp. pepo (vegetable marrow), 2311 nucleotides. RefSeq names its product protein SMAX1-LIKE 3. The record is from RefSeq and is a predicted model, not a curated record. NCBI's taxonomy places the organism in Eukaryota, Viridiplantae, Streptophyta, Magnoliopsida, Cucurbitales, Cucurbitaceae.